Molecule: messenger RNA, 1074 nt
Organism: Rotaria sordida
Lineage: Eukaryota; Metazoa; Rotifera; Eurotatoria; Philodinida; Philodinidae
Source: the annotation of a GenBank genome assembly
AUGCCAAUCAAUAAAAGUGGUGCUCCUAUUCAAAAUGCUGCUGUUAUUUUUGCUGAAGUUCCAUCUGACUAUCCUGAAGCUGGCAAACAUAUUAAAUAUGUUAAAAAUCGAACAAUUAACAUAAAUUAUGUUAAUACACAAGGUGGUAUUAUAACAAAAAAUCUUGUCAUAUCCAUUGAUCCAUACAUGAGAGGACGUAUGAGACCAGCCGAAACAAAAAGUUAUGUAGAAUCAUUUGAACUCAAUCAACCAUUGACCAAUUUCUUCGUAGGUAAAGUUGUUAAAUCAGAUAAUAAUAAAUAUAAAGUUGGUCAAGUUGUGUAUGGACAAGGAGCAUAUGAAGAAUAUACAAUUCAUUCAAAAGAUCAAGCUGAAUCACUUCGUAUUUUAAGUGAUGAACAACUUAAACUUGGUUUAUCUUUAACAACAUGGAUAGGAGCUGCUGGAAUGCCAGGACAAACAGCUUUCUAUGGUUUCUAUUACAUUGGUCAACCAAAGAAGGAUGAAACAAUAUUUAUUACUGGAGCUUCUGGAGCUGUUGGUCAAAUUGUUGGACAACUUGCUAAACGUGAAGGUCUUAAAGUGAUUGGAUCAGCUGGUACAGAUGAGAAAGUACAAUGGCUUAAAAAUGAACUUUCUUUUGAUCAUGCAUUUAAUUAUAAUACAGUUAAUGUAAGAAAAGAACUUGCUAAAUUUAAUCCAUUGAAUAUUUAUUUUGAUAAUGUUGGCGGUGAUCAACUUGAAGCAGCAAUUGCUGUUGCUGCUGAUCAUGCACGUUUUGUUGAAUGUGGUAUGAUUUCACAAUAUCAUAAAUCAAAUGAUGUUGGCAUUCGUAAUCUUAUAUUGGUUGUUCGUAAACGACUUAAACUUCAAGGUUUUAUCAUUUUUGAUCAAACAAAAGAUGAAAAUUUUAAUAGAGAAUUUUAUUCGAAAGUACCGAAAUGGAUUGCUAAUGGUGAAUUAAAAAUUAAAGAAGAUGUUACAAAAGGUUUAGAACAAGCUCCAGAAGCUGUUGUUGGAAUUUUUAAAGGAAAGAAUUUUGGCAAAGCUGUCGUUCAAAUAGCUGAUGAUUAA